This is a messenger RNA of Magnolia sinica, 1942 nucleotides long. RefSeq lists its product as uncharacterized. Lineage: Eukaryota; Viridiplantae; Streptophyta; Magnoliopsida; Magnoliales; Magnoliaceae. Bases 1001 to 1483 code for a protein of 160 amino acids. The transcript has 7 exons. The record is from RefSeq and is a predicted model, not a curated record.
CUAUUUAUAAUUAAUUUUAUUUAAUUGGAAGGUAUGAAUGAAAUCACUUUUCUUAAUACGUAAUUUUUAAUGUGUAGUUAGGUAGUUGCAUAUAAAAAUUAAUUUCUUGUCAGGCUUUGUUAGGACCAUACCACAAAAAAAUGGUGGUAAUUGAACACCCAUCAUUAGAAACUUCUUGAAGGCCAUUGAAAUGUUUAUUUUCCAUCCAACCUGUUGAUGAGGUCACAAAUACCUGAAUGAAAGAACACAUAAAUAUCAGCUUGGGUCAAAACUUUUCUGGCCCUCAAGAAGCUUUUAAUGAUCAAUCACAACUUUUCCAUAUAGUAUAGUCCACAUGAGAUUUGGACCUGUUGCAUUUUUGGGCUCAUAUCCUAAAAUGAUCUGUCGAAAUGGAUGGACUGUGUGGAUAUAAGGCACAUACUUAUGAAAAUGCCAUCUUCAGGAGAUGUAGCCAGGUUCUACCGCUUGAUACUACCUAUUCUUGAGACUUUCAAACAUUGUGUGUCACUUCACUAUAAAAUAGAAAUCAACAUUGCUUUCUACUAACAUAUGCAUUUACUAUUGCAAUUUCUUUAAUUGGUAGAAUUUCUUAUAGGAACUAAAGGAAAAAACAAUCAAGUGGCUGUAAUUCUCUAUGUAAAUCAUGUACUACAUUUAGAAACUGAUCAGUCCUUACAAGGUCUCAAAUCAGGAGGGAGGAUAAUGUUAAAUUAGGUUUGUAAAUUUUGCCUAGAAGCUAAUUGUUAAAAAAACUCAUCUUAUUGGUAUGCUUCGUGCUCAUAUUACUAAUUGAGGCUGCUUAUUCUGUUUUUUUUUUUUUUUGGUGGCAAACAUGAAGGAGAAUGCAUAUUUCUAUUCUAUUUUGUUGUUGAUAGGUAUCCUUUUCAUCUAGCUGUUUAAUCACCUGGUUUUGGUUACUAAGUUUGGCAAUAGUUUGAUUUUUUUUUUCAAUUACAGAAGAGAAAGGAAAUAUGCUUUCAGAAUUCUUUGAAUAUCAGGCAUGGCAGCAAUGGUGGCUCAUCAUUGCAACGACAUGUUGAGCAGAGGAAGGCAUCGAAGGAUUUCUGGUCAUUUGUUAAGCACACGGGAACACAAAUUUCUCAGGCCUCACAAAGUUAUUCUUCAUACUCAUGGCAUUUUAUUAAAGAUACAGCUUGAGGUGAAGGAGUUAUGGAGCUCAGUGAAUGGAUUUCAUCAUAUUGUUUCAAAUGGUUCAGAAUCCAGCGAGGCAAUAGUUGAUAAGAUAAAGCUGGGAGAAGAAGGGUGGAAAGAAAGGUACUAUGCUGAGAAGAAGGGUGGAAAGAAGGCAAUUGGGGGCGUGGUGAGGAGAGGUCCUUCGCCCGGCAUAUGUGGUUAUACAUCUGGUAUUAUGAGAAGGGUUGGGGGAAAUUUUAAGGAAAGAUUACAAGACUUGGAGGACUUGAUGCAGUCUUUGAUUUUGCUGUCACUGAAGAAGAGCUUGCAGCGCUCUUCCAAAGUUUAGAGGUAAAUUUGGGCAGUAGAGGGAUCAGCACCAAAAGGAGAUGUAUGAGGAAGCCAGUCAAGUGGCAAAUGAUGCAGCUGGUGGUAUUCGGACAAUUGCAUCUUUUUUGUGGAGAAUAGAAGGUAAUGGAUCUUUACCAAGAGAAAUGCGAGGUCCCAAUGAAGCAUGGAGUCUGACAAGGAAUUGUAAGUGGCGUAGGCUUUGGCUUCUCCUUCUUCGUGGUCUUCUGCACCAACACCCUCAUUUUCUAUGCCGGUGCUCAUCUUGUACAAGAUGGGAAGACAACAUUUUCCAAAGUUUUCAGGGUUUUCUUUGCUUUGAUAAUGGCAGCAUUUGGAGUCUCAUAGACCAGCGCUAUAGCUCCAUAUGCAACCAUUCACUUUUAAAUGUAGGACUGCCAUGUAAAAAUAAAUAAAUAAAUCAGUAUUUUACUAGUUUAAUGGGGCCUUUUAUUUUUUA